ACUGCCCUUACAUACUCAAAUUCAUGGCUGUCACAGCAGCCUCUAUUUGUCCAACUUUAAAGCCAUCGCAGCAGCCUUUAAACACAAAUUCAUUGUUGUUAGAGCAGCCUCUAUUCAUCCAAUUUUAAGUUAUCGAAACCGCCUCUACACACACAAAUUCAUGACUGUCACAAUAGCAUCUAUUCAUUCAAUUUAAGCCAUCAAAACAGUGUUUACACACACAAAUUCAUAAGAAAUUCAAACAAAAUUUUCACAUUCAUUCAAUACCUCCACUGGCCAGCCCUAGAUACAAGUUUUACCCGAUAUUUUUCUUUCAAUAAACUUGAGAAUUUUACUCUAUUUAGUACUUAAGUUUUUUUAUACAAGAGGUCUCGAACCUGUAAAAAAAAUCCAUGCUUAGGCCUGGACAAGGGAAUGGAUUCCGUCUAGACAGACAUGAAAGUUUAACCUUCAAAAGGCUAAAACUUGUCAUAAUCUGGUAACUGUAUCCUUCCUUAAAUAGCUAAAGAUUGUCUCAGAAUCAAGAAACCCACAAGAAAAUCCGAAAGAUAGAAUGUCUUCUAACUGUUAUUCAAUUCAAACCAUAGUUAACCACUUAAAGCACUGCACCAAGCUGAAACAGCUACAAUCCAUGUAUGCUGUCAUGGUCAAAACCAAUACAAACCAAGAUUGUUACUUAAUGAAUCAAUUUAUAUCAGCUCUUUCUACUUUUAACCGUAUGGAUUAUGCAGUUUUAGCCUAUACCCAGAUGGAAAUUCCUAAUGUUUUUGUGUAUAAUGCAAUGAUUAAAGGGUUUGUUCAAAGCUAUCAACCAGUUCAGGCUCUUGAAUUGUACGUUCAAAUGCUAAGAGCUAAUGUUUCUCCUACAAGUUAUACAUUUCCUUCGUUGAUAAAAGCUUGUGGCUUGGUAUCACAGUUGAGGUUUGCAGAAGCUGUUCAUGGUCAUGUUUGGAGAAAUGGGUUUGAUUCACACGUGUUUGUUCAAACUUCUUUGGUUGAUUUUUACUCAAGUAUGGGUAGAAUUGAAGAAUCUGUAAGGGUGUUUGAUGAAAUGCCUGAAAGAGAUGUCUUUGCUUGGACUACAAUGGUUUCUGGUCUUGUGCGGGUCGGUGACAUGAGUUCUGCUGGGAGAUUGUUUGAUAUGAUGCCUGAUAGGAAUUUAGCUACUUGGAAUACUUUGAUUGAUGGGUAUGCAAGAUUGAGAGAAGUUGAUGUGGCGGAGUUGUUGUUUAAUCAAAUGCCUGCAAGAGAUAUUAUUUCAUGGACUACAAUGAUCAAUUGUUAUUCUCAGAAUAAGAGAUUUAGAGAAGCAUUGGGGGUUUUUAAUGAGAUGGCAAAACAUGGGAUCAGCCCAGAUGAAGUGACCAUGGCAACUGUGAUUUCAGCUUGUGCUCAUCUUGGAGCCCUUGACUUAGGGAAGGAAAUACAUUACUACAUUAUGCAGCAUGGAUUUAACCUUGAUGUCUACAUAGGUUCGGCAUUGAUUGAUAUGUAUGCUAAGUGUGGGAGUCUAGAUAGGUCCCUUUUGAUGUUCUUCAAGUUGCGAGAGAAGAAUUUGUUCUGUUGGAAUUCAGUGAUUGAAGGGCUUGCUGUUCAUGGAUAUGCAGAAGAAGCACUGGCAAUGUUUGACAAGAUAGAGAGGGAGAAAAUUAAGCCAAAUGGGGUUACAUUUGUAAGUGUUUUAAGUGCCUGCAAUCAUGCAGGACUUAUUGAAGAAGGUCGUAAGAGGUUUGCGAGUAUGACACGAGAUCAUUCCAUCCCUCCUGGAGUUGAACAUUAUGGAUGCAUGGUUGAUCUCUUGAGCAAAGCUGGCUUGCUUGAAGAAGCACUGCAAUUGAUAAGAACAAUGAAGUUGGAACCUAAUGCUGUUAUUUGGGGUGCGUUGCUAAGUGGAUGUAAGCUUCACAGGAACUUGGAGAUUGCUCAGGUUGCUGCUAAUAAAUUGAUGGUUUUGGAGCCUGGCAACAGUGGAUAUUACACUCUUUUGGUUAACAUGAAUGCUGAAGUUAACAGAUGGGGCGAGGCUGCAAAGAUCAGGUUAACCAUGAAGGAGCAGGGGGUAGAAAAAAGAUGCCCUGGGUCCAGUUGGAUCGAGAUGGAAAGUCAAGUUCAUCAAUUUGCGGCAUCUGAUAAAUCUCAUGCAGCUUCUGAUGAGAUUUACUCUUUGCUGGCUGAAUUAGAUGGGCAGAUGAAGUUAGCGGGCUACGUACCUGAACUAUGUGAAGCAGAGACAGUGGAGCAGAGGCGUAGUUCGAUCUCACAUGAAAAAGGAAAUGUCCCUGUUAACCCUGGCUGUUUCGGUGCCAACACUGAGGCCUCCAUCUUGUGGACAUGGUAUCAAAGAAGCGGAUGUGACCGAAGGCAUCUGCUUUACAGAAGGACAUUCUAUGGUGCGUUGUACAUGAUAGCAUUAGCAGCUGGUUCUGGUGGAACCAAGCCUAAUGCAUCCACCAUGGGACUGAUAAAUUUGAUGAUUUUUAACCUAAAGAAGACCAAAAGCUAUCAUUCUUUAAUUGCCCUUGGCUAUGCCCUUCCAACAAUGGGUGUGGCAGUUUCCAUUAUUGUGUUCUUGGUAAGCACUCCAUUCUACAGAAACAAAUUGCCCCCAGUGAGCCUAUUCACCAGGAUGGAUCAAGUAAUUGUAGCUUCUGUGAGGAAGUGGAAGGUACCCGUCCCAGGUGACCCAAAACAGCUGCAUGAGCUUAGCCUGGAUGAGUACAUAGGAUCAGGGAAAUUCGGAAUUGCCUAUACCUCUUCACUUGGAUUCCUUGACAAAGCAGCUGUGGAGAGCGGUUCAAGGUCACUGUGGAUGCUAUUCCCUGUGACCCAAGUUGAAGAAACCAAGCAAAUGAUUAAAGUGCUUCCUGUAUGGGCUGCUACUUUCAUACCUAGCACCAUUUUAGCUCAAGUGCACACCCUGUUCAUCAAACAGGGAACUGUCUUGGACAGGAGCAUGGGACCCCAUUUUGAAAUCCCUCCAGCGUGCCUCACAGCUUUUGUAACCAUCUCCAUGUUGAUAAGCCUAGCCAUUUAUGACCGUUACUUUGUGCUGAUGGCUAGGCAUUACAUGAAAAGACCGAGAGGAAUUACAUUGCUGCAGAGAAUGGGAAUUGGGUUUAUGUUGCAUGUUAUUGUAAUGAUCACAGCCUGCUUAGCAGAAAGGAAGAGGCUUAGUGUGGCAAGAGAACACAACAUAAUUGGUAAAAAUGAGGUAGUUCCUCUCAGUAUAUUUAUUCUACUCCCUCAGUUUGUUUUGAUGGGAGUUGCUGAUAACUUUGUGGAAGCAGCGAAGAUAGGGUUUUUCUAUGACCAAGCACGAGAAGGAAUGAAGAGCCUAGGGAAUUCAUACAUCGCCACCUUCUUGGGAAUUGGGAAUUUCCUUAUUAGUUUUCUCCUAUCAACAGUUUCUAAAAUCACCAAGAAGCAUGCAUAAAGGGUGGAUUUUGGACAACCUAGAUAACUCUCGUUUAGACUACUAUUAUGCUUUCCUGGCCAUAUCGAGCUCCCUCAACUUCCUUCUCUGUUUAGUUGCUGCAAGCUUCUUUGUUUAUAACGUGAACGCUGAUACUAAGAGGGAUUUGCAGGAACAAAAGGAAAAUUCACUGGUCAAAGCUCAUCAAGACAAUGAAAACUUGAAGGUUGGAUAAAGAUGAUGAACUUAAACCUUCUACUUUGUAUCUGAAGCGAGGGAAGGCAGAAUCUAGUUCUUUGUAAUAUUUAUGUAUGUAUCUUUGUAUGAACGUACGUAUGACAAAGGUUUGAUGAAGAUGAUGAAACGUUCUGUUCUGUUA
Populus nigra (black poplar) is the source of this 3791-nucleotide messenger RNA. Its product is annotated as pentatricopeptide repeat-containing protein At1g06143-like. NCBI's taxonomy places the organism in Eukaryota, Viridiplantae, Streptophyta, Magnoliopsida, Malpighiales, Salicaceae. Gene Ontology annotation, molecular function: RNA binding; protein binding; transmembrane transporter activity. Gene Ontology annotation, cellular component: membrane. The record is from RefSeq and is a predicted model, not a curated record. Gene Ontology annotation, biological process: transmembrane transport; RNA modification.